GAAUUAAUUAUAAAUUGAUAGAUCAUUUAAAGAUUACAUAAUUUUUGCCAAAAUAUAGUUCACUUUUCUAAGUGUGAACCCUCUCAUUUUUUUUUUACACCACUGGUUUUCUGUUUUGACUCUUGCAAUAGAUAAUCAACCUUUUUGGCUAGAAUUCACAGAGAUGGAUUUGAAUCAGUGGUCAGGGGAGCGUUUCAUGAAAGGACUUGUCAGACGUUUUAUCCGACAAGUCCCAUUUUAUCCGACAGUUACCAUAGUAACAGCCAAUCAAAAUCCAGAAAAGUUGUCAGAUCUGACAACUUGUCGGACAAAAAUGUUAAUGAAACGCCCCCCAGAUCACUAAAAUCAUGGUUUAAGUACAGUUUCCAUACAAUAAUUCAUGUAUUUAAUGGAAGCCUCAAGCAAACACCACAUCAUUUUCCAAUGUCCUGAGUUUUGAGAAUCCAGGGGACAAAGCAGUUGACCUUUCAAUUCAAUUCAAUUCAAUUAAAAAAUGGUCUUUAUUGAUAAUCAAACAUGUUAACAAUCAUACAUGAAAAAACAGCAAUAGCUGGAAAAAUCAUGUUUACAAGUUGGUGUUGGCACAUUAUAAAAUACAUAGUAAAAACCAUAGUAAAAUACAUUUAAAAAGGCUAUACAUUCAAAAGUUAAUACAAUUUAAAUAAAGCAUAAAAGGCAAUGAAUGAAUGAAUGUAAUAUGAUAAUGGCAGACUUGAAGGAGAGGAGACUGACACUUAUUUAAAUGACAAAUAUAAUUGUAUGGUGAGGUGGGGAUGACCAUUUUACAUUGCCUUUCCUAGUCGACACACUCAUCUUUUGUUGAGUAUGUCAACCAAAAAAGGCAAUGGACUGUUUUUAAAUCUUGUUGUUCUUAUUGGAAAUUGUUGAUAGUUGUUUGUACGACGAAGAGAUAUGUUUGUAUGUUUUUCCGAGGUAGCCAUGUCUUACACAAAGGAUGAGUUGAAAGUGAUUUUGCAAAUUUUUUACAGUGUCAGUCUUCUCUCCUUUCACACGUAAGCGACAAAAUAUUGGCCUCGAUAAAGUAGCGCAAAAGUUGUAUCUCAUACAAAAAAAGAACAAGAAUUGUGCUUACUUCAGCACACAUGGAUGUAAUUUAGAAAGUGUCCUAUAAUGAAUGCUCACUUUAUCACAGAGCACUAUAUUCAUGCUUGUCACUAUUAGUUCAAGCAUCAAUGAGCCCAUUGUUUUGGAUUAAUGAGUCAAAUAUUGAUAUUUAUUAAAUUUACAAUAACAGUGGGCUCUUUGAAUGUGGUCUGUGGAUUAUGGGGAUGUGUAAAGUAAAGGCCUGGUCCCACUGGCCGACAGACACAAAACGUAUUCAUAACGGAUACAGCGGACAAGCAAAAUUUCGAGGAGGCUCCAUCCGUUUUCAUCCGCGCCAGACAAUGGACAAAAUGGAUGGACAAUGAAAUAUCGGUGGACGGAUGCUCGUUGGAUAUAGAGCAUAUGAAACACGUAUGCAAAGAGUACACAGCGGAUACAUAACUUUUUCCAACGGAUGGCAAGAUUCUUUUCCGUUUUACAUCCUGUCCGCAUCCGUAAUUUCAGUGGGACCAAGCUUUAAGAGAGUUGCAGUAAGUGUGCAGUAGUGCUAAUUGACACUGGCAAUUUCUCUCUACCGAUCUCCACCAAAGAACCAUCCACAUAAACAUAAUCAGUCCUGAAAUUAACCCCCCCCCCCCCCCGACUUGUGUCAAUUAUUUUUUAUUUUUAUGCACCACUCCGUUCUCAACACAACCCUUCAAGACAAGUAGGGGGCUUUUCUCACAGGGUUGGACUAGUGUACUGCAAUGCAACACUUUGACAUAAGCCCACCUUGAGCUCUCUUCAGAGAGCAUUGUGGCCCGAUGGAUUAUUCUUCAGGCUUUGAAACAGAGGGUCUUGGGUUCGAAUUCCAGCCAUGGCGUAGUUUCCUUCAGCAAGGAAUUCAUCCACAAUGAGCUGCACUCGACCCAGGCGAGGUACCCAGUAGGAAUUAAUUCCUUGAAAUACGUGUGCGCCGUACAAUGUAAGUAAUUACUGCCGCCAAGCUAAAGCCUGGGUAGUAAUUUCCAAGUCCUAUGGAAGCGCAUAGAGACGUUAUAUUCAUAAUGUGAUAUGCAUUGUACAAGAUCUGUUUAUUAUUUUUAUUAUUAUUAAGUCACAUAAAUUUACAUCAGUUAAAUUGAUAGAUGUAUCCUUCAUUGUCAUUUCAGAGUGCAGCAUCAUCAGAGUUCUCUGAUGGCCAGGUUUCGAUGGAAGAAUACCUCGAGAUGAAGAAGAAAUUAUCAACAUCCGAGAGUAGAGUUCAACAACUCCUUAAUAUGAACAAGCAACUCAAUCAGGAUGUUCAUAUGCUCCAGUCUAUGGUUGAUAAGUUGAAAGAAGAGAAUGCCAAGUUAUUGGUCCUUCAGAGGGGUAAAGAUGUCCCCCAGAUGGGUAAGCCUCGGGACCUUGAAUCCCUCGCCCCGGCACCUAAACCCAGUCCCAAACCGUCGGUGCCAGGGAACCGACCCAGAUCCAUGUUUGAGCAGAGAGCUACUCAGAAGCCUGCUCCCAGGUGGAAGCCCAGCGGACCGAAAGCCAAUCCACCAACAUCAGCUAAGCCCACCGCGACGGGGAGUGAAGGGGUCGAAUCGAAGGAUGCAGGGAAAGAUGCGAAGAAUCCGGUACCCAUCGUUGGUUUGCCAACUAUUCAAGAUGAUCUAGCCAAUGAGGAUGCAGAUUCAAAAGAUAAGCCAGAUAGGCCACUCAGUGAAACAGGCAGUGAAUACGAUAACGCUUUACUUUCACAGACAGAAGAUGAAAAGAGCACACCUAAACCAGAUUCACCUGCAUCGAUACCCCUCCCAUCCCCUUCCCCCAUCUCUCCUGCCACCAUCAGCACACCACCACCGCAGUCAUCGUCGUCACCCGAACCAGAGGGAGGAGAGACGGAGGAUGGGGCGGAACCCAAGAAACCACCCACGCAGGAGGCGGUUGUUGGGACUACAGAGAAGAUUACCAGAAGAAUCCAGACCUUGCUGCUGGCAGCACAAGAAGGAAAACUUGAUAGGUUUGUGUCGUGUUCAGAUAAUAUCUACGCUACCGUUACAGACAUGGUGAAAUUAUUCCCGGAGAAACCCAAAUCAGAAGAAGUUCGUGUACCCCUUCGUCUAUUGGUAUCCAGCGCCAGUCGGCUUAGAGGAGAAUGCCAGAGUGCCGUACCCGCUGACCCUUCAAUGACCCCCGACCUCAAACAUCUGACCAACCAGAUCAUCGCUUGUGCAUAUGACAUCGCCAAGGCUGCCAAACAACUCGUCACCAGCUUUCAAUAAAGGUCUCCUUCACACAUUAUCACCUCCCAGCUCGACAGUCACAGUUAGACAGCCAAAACUUAUCCUCUAUCUUUAAAUAUUGUAUGGAGAAGCAGAUCCAAAGCUUCAAAAGGUUACGUAAGGUCACGUAACUUGUCAAAAUUGAUGCACAAUUACCCAUGUGACUACUUGAUUCAAUGAAGGAUAAUUUCAGGGUGAGGUUCGGAGAGCAAGAAGAGAAUAAGUUUUGAGUACACACUAGCAUGAGAUGCACAUACUGUUAACAUUCUCUAUUGAAACCAUCAGCAGUCUGAAAAGAAAUAGAUCCACUAAGUGAGAUGUUGUGACUUCAUCUUUCUGCAGUUGUGGAGGAAGAGUUCCUUUAAAAAAGAUUUAAUUUUAUUACUACCCCUGGGUUCCAUAACACAAAGAUUAGCGAUCAAUCGCUAAAUGAACUGACCAAUCAAGAUCAAGUUUACACGCAAAUUUGGUGCAAAAUACUGACCAGGAACCAAUCAGAAGUGUUCUUAUUUGCAAUUCAUCGCAAACCUCUGUGUUACGGAGCCCUGGUCUUCUCAAGUGGUCCCUAUACAAAUCCUAUGAGAAUGACAAAGUUCAGAAGUAAAUGGGUUAAUUUUGAUUUUGAAAGCCAAACUGACCAUUCAUCCUGUUUACACCGAACCUUGACUAACAGACAUAUGAUUUUUUGACUGGGUAGUCCCAUGAGUCAUUUGGUUAUUUUCUUUUAGUAAGAAUUAAAAAUGAAAUAUUAUUGACCAGAAACUCUAUUGUUUUUCCACUCGAUUAAUGUGUAUUGCAUGUGGAAUGGCAUUUAUCUCUUAAAUUUUGGUUUGCUUUCUUUUUCUUUACUGUUAGGCCAUAUUUUAUUCAAUUUGGUAUAUUAAUUCAUCAAAGUUAACUCAGUAUCUUUUCUUAACUUUAUGUUCUACAGUGCACAGAUACAUAGGUACAUUUUGUGAUAUGCACUUUAUCAUAUGAUUUUGAUGUUGGUCGGUAUUUCUUCGCAGGUUUAAGACAAGCCAAUGUGAUCGCAGUGUAUGAUAUUGACAGAGUGCUAAGGUAACAAAGUUCACACUUCCGUUACUAAGAUAAUGUAAUGACACUCCUGUUGACACAUACUCCUUGCGAUUGUGUUAUAGAAAUAUUUGUGAUUCAUCUCCAAUUAUAAUCCAUUGUGGUUUGAUUAAUUUCUUUGGUCAGUAUUCAGAACUAAUCUCGUUUUGAUUUUUACUCUGUUAUUUGGUGUAUAUUCCAGGGGCUUUUCCACAUGAGCACUGUAUUUCCAACUGUCGUUGAAUAUUUGUGCCUGCGGUAUACAUCGCCGUCCCUUUCUGCCAAUUAAUGCUGGAAAAUUAUUUGUGUUUUAAAAGCUGAACCCUCCCAUUCUAACAAUAUUCAAUUAAAAUUGAUAAUAUUCGGGUAGUUGUCCAGGGUUUUGAGAAAUGGGGAGGGAGAUGAAAACUGUCUCCAAGAAUUUAUAUAUGGUUAUUCAUUUUGCAUCUAUAGAUUCAUUGACAUAUUAGAAUUAACAUUUGUAUAACAAGUUUAAUGACUGAGAUAAAAUCAACCAACCAGUUUAUAUGUCUUCCAUAUGUACAGUUAUCAUUAUUCUGAUGUUAGAUGUGAAACCAUUAUCUUAGAAUGGAUCUUAUUACAGCUUGUGAGUAGAAUGGUCAAGUUAUAUUGUUUAGCACUGGGUCAUGAAAUAUACUUGGUUACCUAAUUGUGGAAUACAUUUAUUCACGUCAUAAAUUUGACGGUAUAUUAGUCAAUGGUUACGUGUCAUGCUGUGGGUGUACAGUCAGAAUGCAGCAUUAUACUAUACAGCAUAUGAUUGAAGAAGGAAGAAGGUGAAACACGGUUGAUGUGUGUUUCUUCAAGGGGAGGCCUUCCCUGCCUUAAAGACUACUCAAAAAGAUGCAGAAAAAUGAGAGAAAUAUAUUGAGGUUUGGGGAAAAAAUCAAUCAAAUAAUAAACAGUGUUUUGAUUUUGUGAUGUCACAUACAACCAACUUCUUUAUUUAUCAUGUAAUUUACAUUCCCCAAAUGCUGAUUUUUUUUUUCCAUUGGUUCAUGAUGCCGGAAAAAAAAAAACAAUUGUAUUCUCAGAAGUGUGGAUCAAAUAAUGUGUCUGAUGGUAUAUAUGAAAAUUUGAGGAUAAAUCAUUUUUUAAAAUUUCUGAGAAAAUGUUGUUUUAUGGAAUUUAUAAUACAUGAUAUAUGGAGGAACUGCUCACAUUUGACAUCACAAAGUAAAAACUUGACAAUCUAAAACUCCAGGCGUACCAACUACUUCUUUUUUUUUAGGAGAUUCUUUGUUAGAAAGAUUUUUUAUCAACCAAAAAGAGGAACACUCCAUUUUUCCAUGUAUUUAAGAUAAAAAACAAGUCGGCCCAUAUAUGUAUAUGUGUGGUGGGUAUGAGUGAAAGAGUAAUACAGAUUUUCAACACUUUUAAUUUCUCAAUGUUUAAAUACAAGAAUGCUAAACAUGCCUUGAUUAAAAAAAAAAGUGAGAGAGACACACCUGAAAUCAAGCAGAUAGAUUCGCGCCGCUCGAUUAGGACUACUUUUUUUCAUUUUCUAAUGUUGGCAGUCCAGAAACUCCACUAUUCAUUGAUGGAUUUUCGCUGGACCUUAAAAUAUUUCUCUCUUAUUUUCUGCUUUGCUCUAAAUCAAGGAGACCUUCUCCUAUUAUGUACUGCCUACGGACAUUAGCAAUUGCUGCCGUGAUGUCACAAAAAACUAUGAUGAAAAUCUUCAUUUCGUACUCUUUACCGUUGGCAGAUGGAAUAAUAUGAUGUCUUCCAAAUAUUUUGUUUCCUCAAUGAUAUCGAUCAUUUAGAAACUGCAACAGCACAACCCACAAACAUACACCUGCAUGCUUCGUGAUAAAACAAUGGAAUAGUUAGUUAACAAGAUUACUGCCAGAGACACUUGUGCACUGCAUUCACAUAAUAUCCUCAUGAGCAAAAUCGAGUGUUUCUAAAAAAAUCGCUGAAGUGUCCGAUCUUCCCCUUGUAGUAUCUUUGGUUCAGACUAGUGAGAUAUGAAAACUGUUAGCCUGUGUUUGAAUGAAAUGGAUGUUGUAGAUUGUCUGACUUUUUGUUCCGACUUCCUUUACACUUUGGAAAGAAAAUGAAUUAACGUUUCUAAUGGAGGUUCUGUGAAUUAACUGAAGUACAUUACUGUUUUCAUGCUCAUCCAGUUUAGAGAUUGAGACCAUAAUAUGCAGGAUGAAAAAAAAAUAGGGGAAAUGGCUUUGUAGCAUAGUAAGCAAGUCUCCAAUAGGUUAAGGGGUAAAUAGAAACAAAAAAAAACACUCAUCACUGCAAUAUUUCCAUUUCAGAAUCACAUGUUUUCACAAUAUGUUUUUUUUUGUGUAAAGACUUUAUGCUUAUUGUGCACAGUAAACGCAAUUGUGAAGACUGGUUUAAAUAAAAAAUUAUUGGCAUUUACUGGCACAAAUCACCCCCUCCCCUCCUUGUGAAAAAAAAAUCAUAAUCAAAUGAUAUGGCAUUGGGAAGAAAGAGCCUUUUCUGAGAAGUAUAAUCUGGUCUACAAAUGUGAAAGGUUACUCUUCAACCAAUACUAACCAGUUCAAUGCACUCAAUUUCUUGAUCAAACUGUAUGACAAAUUAUGCAUAAGAGUAGAACAUUAUAUGGGAUGCUGGUUGUUAUGUGUAUAAAUCAUUUUGUAUCGUGUAAAUAGUUUUUAUAUAAUGAAAAUGCUCUCUUUUUGCUUAUUUAUAAUGGUUUUGGCAUGAAUAGGUUUGGCUUGAUACAUGCAUAUCCAGAAUAUUACAUUUAGAUUCCUGCCCCUCUGCAUGGAAUUACCUUAUAGAGUUUGUUUAUAUUUCAAGGAUAUGAAAUACCUAUUUAAUGAUAUACACUCUUUUUUCAUAAAUUAUGUCUCGUGAAUUAUCAAUAUAAAGGUGUAGGAAUGACAUAAAUGUCAAGGAGUUUGUGUUUAUUAGUUUAUUCCCCCUCCCUCCCUUCCUCUCUUUUUGCUUUUCAUAAUUUUAUUCUGCAUUGUUACCCUCAUAUUUGAUUUAAUAUAACCUUUAUGUAUUGUGUAUGUUAUUUAAUUCAUUUCUGAUUCUUCCUGUAUUUCUAUUGUAUUUUUUUUUAUUCAUGAUGUAAAAAAAAAUGGAUUCACAAAAUUGCGUAAUUCCUUGUAAUCACUGUGCUUGCAAGGAAUGAUCAUGUGCAACGUAUUAUUAUCCAGAGAAAUUUUAUUUUCUUUUCAGUAUGUCCAAAAUGAUGACAUUUAUACCUAAAGCCAUUGAGGCAUACUCUUUGUCUAAAUGCAAAUGAGCAAUUUGUAUGGUGUCUUUGAAGGAGAUGGAAGUAUACUACAGGGCUGCACUGUUGAAUCCUGGAUUUAAAAAUAAAUCCCCGAUUUAAAAAUAAAUCCAGAUCAUUGUUGACCAACUGAACACUAGAUUAUUAAAAUGAAACCUUUAAAGAUUCAAGAUUUCAUUUAUAAAUUCAAAUUCUUUCAGGCUUGAAAAUGAAUAUGUAGGAUUUUGGUCACCAACCGCUGUCGAUCUGGGUUUAUUUCAAAUCCAUGAAAAUCAGAGUGAAUAGUUGGAUGUGAAUUCGAUAAAUAGAUUAAAACCAAACAAACAAAAUACUCUUAAUUUCAUUUAUAUUGUCUAGAUACAUAGCAAACUUACAUAUGUAUGGAGAUUUACAUUUAUUUUCCGAUAGACCGAGUGUAUCUGAACUAGCAUGAAUGGGCAGAUAUGAGCCGAUGAUUUCACAUGCCAAUAUUUCUCUUUGUAUUUUAUCAUACAAAUGUUUGAAGUCCUGGUUUUUUUUCAUAAUGUUAUAUAGCCUCUCUUGUAACAUAAUAAGUUACAAUGAUCUUAAAUGUUAAAAUUAGAAUUCAACCCUGUUUUCAUAUUCUUGGAUUUGAUCAUUUCAUUGAAUAAGGAAAAAGAAAUGACAGGGAUAGACCAAAAUAUAUGUGACAUUAUCUGCUCACUCAUUACAUUAUGUUUCAUUAUGCAAAACUUUAAAACAAAAAUAGAAUGAAUCCAUAUGAUUGUAUUUUGCUUUAGAGAUUAAUGAAAUUGUAAGAUUUCUGCUUGUAAAUUCUCUCUAUUCAUUUAAUUCAUUAUCUUUAUGCCAGAACACCCCUCUUACAGAGGAAGUGGUAUCACUAGAAUAACUUAUUUAUGUAUGGAUUUACUUUUUGUCUCGCCUGAACGAAGCUUCGUAGAGACCUACAUGUAGUAAUCACUUUUCCUAUUGGUCUGUUCAAAACUGUUUAAGUUUUUGCUCAACUUGCUAUCAUUUCUUUAUGUCUGCAUCAUUUAAGUUCAUACUUGGUACAUAUGAUCCUUGGGUAAUACCACUUGUGUGUCCUCUCAUUUCUUUGUUUCUGCAUCAAUGAUGUUGACACUUGGUACAUAUUUUGAUCCUUGGAUAAAACCGCACGUGUGUCCUGAGGAUGAUGGAGUCAAAGGUCAUCUAGGGGUCAAAAGGCAAAUGAUAUGAGGUCAUGUCUGUUCCAAAAAUGUUAAAGUUUUUGUUCAACUUGCUCUCAUUUCUUUAUUUCUUGCAUCAAUUAUGCUGACACUUGGUACAUAUUAUCCUUGGAUAAAACCACAUGUGUGUCCAUGAGGGUGAUGGGGUCGAAAGUCAUAUAGGGGUCAAAAGGUCAAGGUUUUGUUCAAAUUGCUCUCAUUUCUUUGUUUCUGCAUCAAUUGUGUUUAUACUUGGUACAAAUAGCCAUCGGGUAAUACCACAUGUGUGUCCAUGAGGAUGAUAAGGUCAAAAGAUCAUAUUGCAUAUUUCAGCAAUCGCGAUAUCAGGCGAGACUCGCGGUUCGUGAACCACCUUGUUUAUUAUUGUUUUCUUUCAUUAGUACAUAUAUAAAGUGAAAGAUGAAGGGGGAAUUAUUAAAUAAAUCAAGUAAUUCAUCAAUGUCAUGCUGGUGAUAAAUUAAAGUAUUGGUAUAUAAAAAAAAAUCAU
Messenger RNA from Lytechinus pictus (painted urchin), 9294 nucleotides. RefSeq names its product ARF GTPase-activating protein GIT2-like. The transcript is spliced from 6 exons. Gene Ontology annotation, molecular function: small GTPase binding; GTPase activator activity. The coding region runs from base 2193 to 3317 and encodes 374 amino acids. Lineage: Eukaryota; Metazoa; Echinodermata; Echinoidea; Temnopleuroida; Toxopneustidae. Gene Ontology annotation, biological process: regulation of G protein-coupled receptor signaling pathway; synaptic vesicle recycling; regulation of ARF protein signal transduction. Gene Ontology annotation, cellular component: synapse. The record is from RefSeq and is a predicted model, not a curated record.